This is a messenger RNA of Symbiodinium sp. CCMP2592, 1113 nucleotides long. The record is from the annotation of a GenBank genome assembly. NCBI's taxonomy places the organism in Eukaryota, Dinophyceae, Suessiales, Symbiodiniaceae.
AUGUCAAGUGUCGCGAUGGAUAACAGCGACAUUCCGUCAUCCUGUGGCACUCAAAGCUCCUUCGAUCUGACGGCUUGUGAAGAGGAGGCCACAGCGUACGAGUCCACAGACCUAUCGAACUCUCAGUUUUCUAGCGCCCUUACAGCCGCCUUGCGGCAGUUUCAGGGCGAUCAUGGUCCCCUGUCCAGUACCACAAUCAGCCAGGCGUCCGCAAGUGAUGCAGGCGGAUUUCCUGUGUUGGAGGUCCCUGAUGAAAGUCAGAAUCAGGACACUCCGUGCCCGCUUGGGGAGGUCACCACUGUUAUGGUCAAGAAUGUGCCCGUAAAGUGCGGGCAGCGCCGGCUACUCCGACAAUUUCUGGCUGCCGGGUUCCAGGGUAAGCUGGACUUUAUCUACCUGCCGAUGGACCCAAGAAGUCGAUCCAGUCGUGGUUUUGCUUUUGUGAACCUGACCACGGUCGAAUCUGCACAUCGCUUCUACCGUAUCUUUCACGGGAACUUUCUUAAGAACUAUCCGUCCGAGACACCGUUGGAGGUUGCAGUUGCAGAGAUUCAAGGCUUCGACGCCAAUGCGGAGCACUACCUGCUAGUGAAGGCAAGCCGUAAAGGCAAGGGCCGAGAUGUGUUCGGCUGCCCGACAUUCCUGCGACCAUUACAAAGGCAUCUGGUGAACCACCUGCGCACGUUGGAGGAGCCGAAGAAGCCCAAGAGCAAGAGCUCACAGCACGAGGAGGCGAGCCAGGAUGGGCAAGAGGGCCAAGACAUUUCUUGGCCGCCCAUGCGGGAUCUUCGAGAACCCGCGUUGCAGUAUCCCGUGCAGCAGCCUGUCGCGAAUCUGCUGCUUGAGCCGCCAUAUCGUGCACCCAUGCGGCCAGAAGCAGCAAGCACAAUCCCCAUGAGGGUGCCUAUGGCCUACCCACAAAAACCUGAGCAGCUGCUGCCGCGGCAACCCGCAUCUAUCCUUUCCCCUCAGGUUGCUGGUUUUCAAGUACACGACCCAUCACAUUGUUGGAAUUGCGGCCGUCUGAUUACGGGCAAUCAUUCAUUUUGCCCUUUCUGCGGCGAAGCGCAACUCCCCGCGACGUCAAGCCCUGGACAGUCUUUCUGGAUUUGA